AUGGGAGAGGGUGGAGGGCGUCUUGCCGACGGAUUUGUCGUCACCGCGGCGGUCAAGACAUCCCUCGUCUCUCGUCUGCAGAACGUCCACUCUUUGGAGACUUGGGCAUUCGGGGACAGCGUGCUAGACCUCGGGAUGCUGGCCACCUCAGAUCGGGCCAUCGUCGUGGUAGGUGAUGCCGAGCAUCGGAGUAGUUCCAUGGAGGCAGCCUUGGAAAUGGCACUCGACAAUGGCAGUUUCCAAGGUAAGCAUGUGUGUCAGGUCGUCAUGGCGAGCGGCGCCCCACCUAGACUGAACGCGACCAAACUGCCGGUAACCAUUUUGACAAACCCGGACUUCAUGCAGGCAAUCCUCUCGCGUCGGGACAACGGCACUUGCGUCGAUGUCUGUGAUCUGGAAAUGACCAACGAGAAGGCAGCCAAAAUCCUCAUGACGCCAACACGCGAUGCAUCACCCACAGUUUUGGUACCCGUCAUUGUCGGUGUGGAAGAGUAUCAGAUCCCGCAUGUGCAGGGCAAUUUCAUCGCUGGCCACCACUUGCUCGACGAGUUGCGCACCGUCGUUGUUGCACUGAUGCGAGGCAGUGAGCCCAUGGCCUUGGGCGUCAACGAUGCGUUCCCCCUCGCUGCCCUCCGCCCUGCCAAUCACCCCGAGGAUAUCACGGAGAAGCAUCUGCAGAUGAUGAGGACAAUCAUCCUGGUUGAUUCGGUGGUCAACAGCGGAAGGGUCGUUCAGCCGCAGGUGGUCGACAAGAUCAAGUCAAGUUGGGUGUCGUUGAAAUAUCGCAGCAUUCUGACAUUGAGUCUGAUUGCUCUGAGACUGUGA
Molecule: messenger RNA, 825 nt
Organism: Cladophialophora carrionii CBS 160.54
Lineage: Eukaryota; Fungi; Ascomycota; Eurotiomycetes; Chaetothyriales; Herpotrichiellaceae
Exons: 4
Coding region: 1-825 (274 amino acids)
Source: RefSeq, a predicted model, not a curated record